CCUGCUAUUGAAUGGUGAAAGAAUUACCCAAAUCGGUCCAGUAGUUACUGAGCAUGGGCUCGUCUGCUAAUCUCGUCUGCUUUUUAGACACCCCCCUUUUCCUAGCCUAUUACCUGUCCUGUAAUUCAGUAAGUAAGGUGCUGGUGUGUCAAUAUGCCAUUUUUCAACAAAACAAAUAUAACCCAAGAUGGGAUUUAUCAUGAAAAACAGGUACGCGAGCUCUGUGCGCUGCACGCGCUCAACAACGUCCUACAAUGCCGUGAGUUCAGCGAGCGCCAGUUGGACGCCAUAUGCGAGCGGCUGGCCCCCGGCUCCUGGCUCAACCCGCACCGCUCCGUGCUCGGCACGGGCAACUUUGACGUCAACGUGCUGAUGGCCGCCCUGCAGCAGCGCGGCAGGGACGCCCGCUGGUUCGACAAGCGCAGGAACGUAUCCGACCUGGUGCUGGAGCACAUUGAGGGUUUCAUCCUGAACCUGUUCACCGAGUACCGUCUUGGGCCGCUCACGCUGCCCUAUUCGCGACGCCAUUGGGUGGCGCUGCGCCGACUGCGCACGGCAGGCCUGCCAUCUAGUGAGCCGGCCGCCUACUACAACCUCGACUCCAAGCUGCAGGCGCCCGAGAGGAUCGGAACGGAGGAGGACCUGAUCCGCUACCUCGACGAGCGGCUGCGCUCCAAAGACGUGGAGCUGUUCGUCGUCGUCAGUCAGGAGGCGGCCGAGGACGGGCGGUGGAUCCGACCGGCGCCGGCAGCGCCACCUGUCGACCGGACGGCGGACUCGGAGUGCGCGCCGCCGCCGCCAGAGGCGCCCGAGUCGUCCUCCGGCCGGGCGCGGGUGCUGUGCUCCUCUAACGGCUCGGUGGUGCAGCCGCACCACCACAGCCACGGACAGUCUGGUUAGCAGGAGCACGGCCCGGGUGGUGGAUGACGGGGGACUGGGCGGCCUGGCUUGGGAGUCUGGGAGGGCCCGGACUCUUGCCCAGACACCGCACACCGCUAGUCGUCGACUUUGUUCACAAAUGACAGCACUCGGCCGUGCUACGCAGCGUCACUGGCGACCUUAGCAAAGUCUGACGUCACUGGGGCGUUGUAACGUCACAGGGAGGCUGUGCCGGGUCACGGGGUCGGUUUGGUGACCUAACAGUGCCUGUGGCACCGUCCAUGCGCGUUAGAUCGCCGGUGCAGCGGUAGGGGACGGACUGGUCUGGCUGAGGGUCGUGAUAGCUAUGUUGGCGGGCAUACAGUUGACCCGUGGGGUCGUAGAUUCUUCAGAUUUACCUGGGAUCAGAGUGGAAUGGAGUCUAUGGCCCACAGCGUAUAGGUUAACCAGAGUCUAGACUUGUUCGCCUGAAAACUAGUCCUGCCAGCUCAAGGCAGAAACAGGCUCUUUUGUCAUUCGGGAACUCGCAUACAAGAGCCUAUUCAGAUACCAUAGACCUGGCUCGCAUCAGUGGCACGCACGAUGGUGCAUGCAAUUAAUGCGAGCUAGAGUUGAUGUAUUUGAACGGGCUCUCGCAGAUGACUCUCUGACUGCCCAAAGAGUCUGUUUCAGCCUUAAGGUGCUAGGCACUCCACUCCGGAGUCUAGGCUUGCUAGGCCAGAAACCAGGCUUACUAGGCCAUGACUAGGCUCGCUAGGCUAAAGACUAGGCUCGCUCGACCGAUGACUAGACUCGCUAGUUCAAAAGCUUGGCUAGUUAGGUCAAUGACUAGAAUCACUAGGCCAAAGACUAGGCUCAUUAUGCCGAUGGCUAGGCUCGCUAGGCCAAGGCUAGGUUCCACUAGGCCAAAGGCUAGGCCCGCCUGGUUGAAGGCUAGGAAUGCUAUCCUGUAGACUAGGCCCGAGCGGCCAGAGCUUAGUUUCGCUUUACGGGAAACUGAUGGAAGUACCAUGGCUGUUCGACUUUGCCUGCUGGUCACACGAUUGGGUUAAGAGCGCGUGGCUGAUAUUAGGGACCGGACGUCUCUUUCGUGAUUUAGCUGACUUGUCUAAUAUUUGGCGGUGUCAAAGUUUGACGCUUCGAUAUGUGUUCACGUUUGGUCAUGAUGUGAAAUGUGCAACGCGGAUUUUGUGCGGUUGUAUCGGGCGCAUAUAGACUAAAUAGCUGGAAAUAUUUAUGCUAUGAACAGAUUAAUAUAUGGACACAAGACAUCGAACAGUUAACUUAUAAUAUUUUGUCGCUCAACUUCCACUUGUAUGUAUCGGUGAACUUUGUUUCCAAGUGGGCGUUAAAGAGGGACGAUAGGUUAUCAUGAAAGACUAACUGGGUUGUUUAAUGUUUUUAAGUUGUUCUCUGUUCAUCGUUUCUGAGCCUAUUGGCUUGUUUUACUAUUCCAAGCUGCUUGUUGCUUUAGUUACCUAUUCUAUUCGCCUUAUCUUUCUACGGCGGCGCGUGAAUCGAGUUGAUUGCAGGUGUGUGACGCCUUUUUUCUAUUUCCAUCCCCUGCUUCUUCUGUCCCUCUGUUCGCCGGUCCCUGUUCCGUGUUCUGUCCCUUCUCGCUAUUCUGUUCCCCUUCCUUUUCCUCUCCUUAUUCCGUGCCCGGUGUGUUCCCCUCUCCUUGCCCCUUGUCCUGUCGGUUGCCCCGCUCUGCCCUGCCUUUCCCAUGCUCUCUCUCUCUCUCUGUCUCUCCUCUGUCCCCUCUCUCGUCCCAUCGGCGGGGGUUCCCCGAUCCCAUGGACGAUGGCUGCGAGUUGCAACAGACGUCUGUUACGUCUAAUCGGUGUUCCAUUUCCGGCGGUGACUUGCGCUGUUUGUUGAGUGGCUUAUUUUGUUUUUGAUUGCCUGACACUGGUGAUUAUGAAUCGCGUGCCUUUAUGAGUGUUCAGAGAGCGCCACUCGCUUGAAUGAGUCACACAGCCUUGAAGUGAUGCGUGUAUUUGCCCGGGGGCAUAGCUGCGGUAGAUACUGGAGCUGUGUGAGCGUUAGCCGCUGCUGAUGUCGCACCGAACACGACCUGCGAGCGGAACUGAUGUACUGCACUCGCGUCACGCGAAUGGAGCUGUGUGGUGGUGAUAUGUGGUCGGCAGACAGGGUAAAUAAAACUCGACAGCGGGUACCUACUGCUGCCGUGAGACAGCUA
This is a messenger RNA of Amphibalanus amphitrite, 3079 nucleotides long. RefSeq names its product josephin-2-like. Gene Ontology annotation, molecular function: cysteine-type deubiquitinase activity. Lineage: Eukaryota; Metazoa; Arthropoda; Thecostraca; Balanomorpha; Balanidae. The record is from RefSeq and is a predicted model, not a curated record. The transcript is spliced from 6 exons. Bases 154 to 900 code for a protein of 248 amino acids. Gene Ontology annotation, biological process: protein deubiquitination.